Messenger RNA from Sphaerodactylus townsendi, 4509 nucleotides. It is a transcript of the gene GOLGA1, whose product is annotated as golgin A1. NCBI's taxonomy places the organism in Eukaryota, Metazoa, Chordata, Lepidosauria, Squamata, Sphaerodactylidae. Gene Ontology annotation, cellular component: Golgi apparatus. The record is from RefSeq and is a predicted model, not a curated record. The coding region runs from base 677 to 3154 and encodes 825 amino acids. The transcript has 24 exons.
CCAGCACUCUAACCACACCACAGAAGCUGUGUUUGGGUCCUGAGGUGGAGGAUCUGUAAGGAGUUGGUGCAUGGCAGUGUUGGACAUACACUGCAGCGGUUACACUGAAAGAAGGCACUAUGGUUCCCAUCACGAAAACCCCCCAUUGGUGUUCUGAAUAUGCACAACAUGAGGCCUGAGAGAGAACUCCGCUCUGCGUUCUGUCAUCUGAGCAUUGACUGUCCUGACUAGAUUUUAUAUAGUGAUUGGAAGGGCUGUGAUUGAUUGUACUUAGUUGGUGCCUUAAACUGUGGUAGUGUUGGGGGAUACGGUGAGAAGCAAUUGUGUUUUCCCUCUGCAUGUUUUUGGUGGGAAUUUUUGAAGCCAUGGCUGUCUCUGGAAUAGAACCAGGGUGUGUGACCAAGGCUGAGGCGGCUUAAAAUACUGGCUUAGGCAUGAUCUAUCCCCAACAUGUCCCUGAUAUAGCCCAGUUCUGUGCUGGAGUUAUCCCACCACUACAGCUUGGCACCAGCCUUUUGAAGUUCUUCGGUUCAGUCAUCACCCUGAAGUGCUCAGCAGGAGGGUUCAGGGGAAGAUCGCCCAUUGUUUAUUUUUUCAGAAGCUAUACAAACUCUCACCUAGUUCAUGGCCACCUGUUAGGUGAUCUGGAAUUCCUUAAAAAGGGCCUGGCACGAGGAUGUUUGCAAAGCUGAAGAAGAAGAUUGCUGAAGAAGCAGCUACUGCACCACGCCCAGGAGGGGCAGCCAGAAUCCCGCGGUCAUUCAGCAAAGAGUCAAUCACUUCUGUGGGAGCAGAUUCAGGGGAUGACUUUCCUUCUGAUGGAAGUAGUUCCAGAGAAGAUCUGUCAUCUCAGCUGUUCCGAAGGAAUGAACAAAUACGGAAGCUGGAGGUCAAGCUCUCUGAUUAUGCCGAGCAGGUCCGAAAUUUGCAGAAGAUUAAAGAGAAGCUUGAAAUUGCACUAGAGAAGCACCAGGAUUCUUCUCUGAGGAAACUUCAGGAACAGAAUGAGGCUCACCAGGCCAGCAGAGCCAAGAUGGCAGAGGGAAUGGCCUUAGCGCUUGAGAAGAAGGAUCAGGAAUGGCGGGAGAAGCUGUCUCAUCUCGAAAAGGAAAGAAAGAUCCUUUCAACACAAUUACAAGAGAUGCGAGAACAGAGCUUGAAUCUCUUCCAGAAGCGAGACGAUUAUGAUGAGCUGGAAGGCUUCCAGCAGCAAGAACUGGCUAAAGUCAAGCACAUGCUUUUGAAGAAAGAAGAAUCUUUAGACCAAAUGGAGCGAGAACUGGAAUCCUCUCGGAAAGAGCUCACCCGUGCCCAAGAAGACCUCCAGGCCUCCAGCUCUUUGACUUCACGCCUGGCUGCCGAGUUGCAGGAGCUACGAGAGCAGCAUGCGAACCUGAAGGCAGAGAGGGAUGAACUCUUAGAUGCAGAGGAAAGUGCAGAGAAUAAGAUUACUGUCCUGGAGCAGCGGGGCCGUGAACUUCAAGCAUACAUCCAUCAGAUGUCAGUAGAUCUUCAAAAUUCUCAGGUUACUGCCUCCGGUUGUGAGAAGACAUUGGAAAUGUUGCAAGCAGAACAUGAAGCUCUGAAGCUGGAGUAUGAACAGCACAAGCAAAAGAUGAUUGUUGAAGUGGAGGAGAAAAACCAGCUCAUGGGACACUUGCAGGGGAAACUGACCACCCUAGAGAAGCGGUUGGAAGGGAACCUCUCUGGUGAUGAGCAUGUACGGGAGCUGCUCCAAGAGAAAAGUGCUCUGGAACACCGGCUAGAGAGUGCCCUGCAGCAGCUUUCAGCAGCACGGACAAGUCAUGCAGAGAAUCAGAACCUCUUGGAUACUCAGAUCCAACAACUGAAUUGCAAAAUAGCAGAAGGGCAGACGCAGCUGAAUGAGAGAGAGAAGGCCAUGCAGAGCAUCCAGGAGAGCAGUUUGCACCAGCUGAAAGAUCUAGAACGAGCCCUUCAACUUGCCAAUGAGGCAGAGGCGAAAAGUAAAGAUGAUAUCAGGGAGAGAGAGCAGCAGAUCCAAAAACUGCAAACAGCCCUGGAGUUGGAAAGCACCAAAUCAGAGGAAGCCAUCUCUGCUGUGAAGCAUCAAUGCACUGAGCAGGUCAGGAGGCUUGAGGAACAGGUUUCUACCCUUGAAGCAGUGCGAGAAGCUGAAAUGCGGGUUGCCCAGCACAAGACUAGCGAACUAGAGAAAGAAAACAAAGAACUCAAAGACAGCCACAGAGAAUGUGAAAGCUCUUUGAAGAGGCAAGAGGCAGAACUGGAAAGGCUAAAGGCAGAAUUAAGCAGUAGGGAAACAGUCAGCACUGAAAUUGCCAAAGCCCUGGAAGAGGCACGGAAACACAAGGAGGAAUUACAGCAGCAAGUUGCCGACUUGUUCUCGUCGUUGAAAGAGAAGGACUGUCUGAUCAAGCAUAAAACUGACACACUGCUGGAAAAGGAAGAAGAGCUGAAUUGCUUACGGCACGACCAUGAGGAGCAGAUGCAGCAGUUGCAGACCGACUUCGAAUUGUGCCAGCGACAGGCUGAGGAGAGGGAAGCUCUGGUCGGAGAGAUGAUCACUUUGCAGGAGCAGCUACAAGAGCAGUUGGCAUGCAGGCUAGCCAGUGAGGGCCAGACUGCUGGGUUGGAGUUGGCAUCCAAAGCCUUCAAAAAACAAUUGCACCCUGGUGAGGAUGGAGAAGGGGAGCCAAACGGGGAUGUGGCUGCUGCAGACAUAGUCCAGCUGCAGAAAGAGAACUGGGAAUUGGGGCAACAGGUGGCAGAGAAGAACAAAGUGAUCAAGCAGUUACAGCAGAGAAUGGCAGAACUAAAGAAGACGCUACAAAAAGAACUGAAAAUUCGCCCGGACAGUGAGGUCCCAGAAGUGCCCAAUGCUGCCUUGACUGUGACAAACAACUCAGACCUGAAUGACUCUCGGGAGAUAAACUUUGAGUAUCUUAAGCACGUGGUACUAAAAUUUAUGUCCUGCCGGGAAUCAGAGGCAUUCCAUCUAAUCAAAGCCGUGUCUGUUUUGCUGAACUUCUCUCAAGAGGAAGAAAACAUGCUCAAGGAAACCCUAGAAUACAAGAUGUCCUGGUUUGGAUCCAAACCAUCUCCAAGGGGCAGCAUCCGACCUUCCAUUUCAAGUCCCAGGACCCCAUGGUCAUGAAGGGCCCCAAAGAACACACAGCCUGCCCUUUAGUUGUUCUUUCUUUCCAGGAAAAGGAUAUUGCCCUGUCAAUUGAGGUGUGUCUUAAUUAUGUUCACUAUGUACUUUAUAUAAGAACUGUUUACAAAACUGUACUGUAAAAGGGAGUGGGAUUUUCUACAACUGGCCCCCUGGGUGGGGUUGGAGGGACCCACAGAGUCGUUUGCCCUCAAAGCCUUGUACUGCUGAAAGUGCCACUUGUGUGGCAGCCGUGCGUCUUCACUGGGGUGUGUGCGCAUUUAUAUUCCUGUCAUCACAGAACGCUUGCGUCAUUCCUGACAGUGUAAAGUGCUCCAGGGCUGGGAAGCUCUUCUACCUUCUCAGACCUGUUUGCUUAUUAACAUGGCUGCUGGAAAGAGCAUAUUUGAAUUUCUAGCAGGGUAACACAACUUUUUCCAGAGUUGGCCACCUUUAUUUUUCUUAAAGAAAAAUAAUUCUAAAUGGUCUUUAUGAGAUAACUAUUCAGUUGCCUUUCAGAUUAAACUAGUAAGAGUGUAGCAAAAGUGUACAGAUGGGAAAGGGUGACACUCUGUCUUUGAGCUCUUCCCCACCUACCCACCCCCCGAAAAGUGGGAGCAUAAAGUUGCGGCUGAAGCAGAGAGGAGCUUCUGUUUCAUCUGCAAAUUUGCUUUAUGGGGGCUGAUGUACCAUCCUUAGCAUGGUACACCAUGGUGACACAAGCUGCUUCAUACAUAUCCUAGAACUUAUUCACAUUCUGUCAGUGGAAGCAACAUGAAUAACUGGUGCUUUGGAUGUGAAUUUUUAAAAAAGCACUUACAAGAGGGUUCACUGUAAAGCAGAAACGGAUCUCAGUUCAAUUUCCCCCCCUUUAAUAACUUAAAAGCAAACACCUAGCUUGGAAACUACAGCUUAACUAAAGUAUACAAAACGAGACUGUGUGCUGUACUAAAGCCUGACCAUGUGAAACGGUGGCUUGCAGUGCUAUAAGAACUGCACAUUGCUAGGCAACAGUAUUUUUACCAACUGCUUGAGAAACUGAACCCGUUACUUUGCUACAUGGAGAAAUGCAGAGUAAAAUUUCCAACAGACCCAGAUUUAAGGCACAGAAUAGAAAGAAAACCUCAGAUGCCUCUCACAGUUUAAGUGUUGAAUUUUUUUUCAGCUAUUAGAGCAGGCCUGUGGUUGCGUGUGUGUGUAUAUAUUCAUAUACUGAUGCACUUUUUCCUUGUACAAAUAAUACAUAUGGAAUGUAUAUAAAGCCUUUUUACGGAUACUUGCUAUGUACAGAGGGACUCUAUUAUGUAAUGGCUUGUAGAAAGCUAAUUUGUGGUGCAAUACAUUUUGGAUGAAAACUA